This is a messenger RNA of Camellia sinensis, 6202 nucleotides long. NCBI's taxonomy places the organism in Eukaryota, Viridiplantae, Streptophyta, Magnoliopsida, Ericales, Theaceae. The record is from RefSeq and is a predicted model, not a curated record.
CGAAGCUUCAUUGGAGAAUUAUUCUCUCUCUCUCUCUCAUCGCAUCGCGAACAUACACACUCUCUCUCAUUCUCUCUUGCUGAGGAGAGGAGAGUUAAUACCGCGUCGUUGAUGGGCAAAGAGGCUAACGAUCCACCAUAUCUCUCGGAGUCCACCGAUUCAUCAUCAUCUAACGGUACACGUUUUUUCAAUGUCUUAGAAAUAUUGAGGAGAGUUAAUACAGCGUCGUUGAUGGGCAAAGAGGCUAACGAUCCACCAUAUCUCUCGGAGUCCACCGAUUCAUCAUCAUCUAACGGUACACGUUUUUUCAAUGUCUUAGAAAUAUUGAGGAGAGUUAAUACAGCGUCGUUGAUGGGCAAAGAGGCUAACGAUCCACCAUAUCUCUCGGAGUCCACCGAUUCAUCAUCAUCUAACGGUACACGUUUUUUCAAUGUCUUAGAAAUAUUGAGGAGAGUUAAUACAGCGUCGUUGAUGGGCAAAGAGGCUAACGAUCCACCAUAUCUCUCGGAGUCCACCGAUUCAUCAUCAUCUAACGGUACACGUUUUUUCAAUGUCUUAGAAAUAUUGAGGAGAGUUAAUACAGCGUCGUUGAUGGGCAAAGAGGCUAACGAUCCACCAUAUCUCUCGGAGUCCACCGAUUCAUCAUCAUCUAACGGUACACGUUUUUUCAAUGUCUUAGAAAUAUUGAGGAGAGUUAAUACAGCGUCGUUGAUGGGCAAAGAGGCUAACGAUCCACCAUAUCUCUCGGAGUCCACCGAUUCAUCAUCAUCUAACGGUACACGUUUUUUCAAUGUCUUAGAAAUAUUGAGGAGAGUUAAUACAGCGUCGUUGAUGGGCAAAGAGGCUAACGAUCCACCAUAUCUCUCGGAGUCCACCGAUUCAUCAUCAUCUAACGGUACACGUUUUUUCAAUGUCUUAGAAAUAUUGAGGAGAGUUAAUACAGCGUCGUUGAUGGGCAAAGAGGCUAACGAUCCACCAUAUCUCUCGGAGUCCACCGAUUCAUCAUCAUCUAACGGUACACGUUUUUUCAAUGUCUUAGAAAUAUUGAGGAGAGUUAAUACAGCGUCGUUGAUGGGCAAAGAGGCUAACGAUCCACCAUAUCUCUCGGAGUCCACCGAUUCAUCAUCAUCUAACGGUACACGUUUUUUCAAUGUCUUAGAAAUAUUGAGGAGAGUUAAUACAGCGUCGUUGAUGGGCAAAGAGGCUAACGAUCCACCAUAUCUCUCGGAGUCCACCGAUUCAUCAUCAUCUAACGGUACACGUUUUUUCAAUGUCUUAGAAAUAUUGAGGAGAGUUAAUACAGCGUCGUUGAUGGGCAAAGAGGCUAACGAUCCACCAUAUCUCUCGGAGUCCACCGAUUCAUCAUCAUCUAACGGUACACGUUUUUUCAAUGUCUUAGAAAUAUUGAGGAGAGUUAAUACAGCGUCGUUGAUGGGCAAAGAGGCUAACGAUCCACCAUAUCUCUCGGAGUCCACCGAUUCAUCAUCAUCUAACGGUACACGUUUUUUCAAUGUCUUAGAAAUAUUGAGGAGAGUUAAUACAGCGUCGUUGAUGGGCAAAGAGGCUAACGAUCCACCAUAUCUCUCGGAGUCCACCGAUUCAUCAUCAUCUAACGGUACACGUUUUUUCAAUGUCUUAGAAAUAUUGAGGAGAGUUAAUACAGCGUCGUUGAUGGGCAAAGAGGCUAACGAUCCACCAUAUCUCUCGGAGUCCACCGAUUCAUCAUCAUCUAACGGUACACGUUUUUUCAAUGUCUUAGAAAUAUUGAGGAGAGUUAAUACAGCGUCGUUGAUGGGCAAAGAGGCUAACGAUCCACCAUAUCUCUCGGAGUCCACCGAUUCAUCAUCAUCUAACGGUACACGUUUUUUCAAUGUCUUAGAAAUAUUGAGGAGAGUUAAUACAGCGUCGUUGAUGGGCAAAGAGGCUAACGAUCCACCAUAUCUCUCGGAGUCCACCGAUUCAUCAUCAUCUAACGGUACACGUUUUUUCAAUGUCUUAGAAAUAUUGAGGAGAGUUAAUACAGCGUCGUUGAUGGGCAAAGAGGCUAACGAUCCACCAUAUCUCUCGGAGUCCACCGAUUCAUCAUCAUCUAACGGUACACGUUUUUUCAAUGUCUUAGAAAUAUUGAGGAGAGUUAAUACAGCGUCGUUGAUGGGCAAAGAGGCUAACGAUCCACCAUAUCUCUCGGAGUCCACCGAUUCAUCAUCAUCUAACGGUACACGUUUUUUCAAUGUCUUAGAAAUAUUGAGGAGAGUUAAUACAGCGUCGUUGAUGGGCAAAGAGGCUAACGAUCCACCAUAUCUCUCGGAGUCCACCGAUUCAUCAUCAUCUAACGGUACACGUUUUUUCAAUGUCUUAGAAAUAUUGAGGAGAGUUAAUACAGCGUCGUUGAUGGGCAAAGAGGCUAACGAUCCACCAUAUCUCUCGGAGUCCACCGAUUCAUCAUCAUCUAACGGUACACGUUUUUUCAAUGUCUUAGAAAUAUUGAGGAGAGUUAAUACAGCGUCGUUGAUGGGCAAAGAGGCUAACGAUCCACCAUAUCUCUCGGAGUCCACCGAUUCAUCAUCAUCUAACGGUACACGUUUUUUCAAUGUCUUAGAAAUAUUGAGGAGAGUUAAUACAGCGUCGUUGAUGGGCAAAGAGGCUAACGAUCCACCAUAUCUCUCGGAGUCCACCGAUUCAUCAUCAUCUAACGGUACACGUUUUUUCAAUGUCUUAGAAAUAUUGAGGAGAGUUAAUACAGCGUCGUUGAUGGGCAAAGAGGCUAACGAUCCACCAUAUCUCUCGGAGUCCACCGAUUCAUCAUCAUCUAACGGUACACGUUUUUUCAAUGUCUUAGAAAUAUUGAGGAGAGUUAAUACAGCGUCGUUGAUGGGCAAAGAGGCUAACGAUCCACCAUAUCUCUCGGAGUCCACCGAUUCAUCAUCAUCUAACGGUACACGUUUUUUCAAUGUCUUAGAAAUAUUGAGGAGAGUUAAUACAGCGUCGUUGAUGGGCAAAGAGGCUAACGAUCCACCAUAUCUCUCGGAGUCCACCGAUUCAUCAUCAUCUAACGGUACACGUUUUUUCAAUGUCUUAGAAAUAUUGAGGAGAGUUAAUACAGCGUCGUUGAUGGGCAAAGAGGCUAACGAUCCACCAUAUCUCUCGGAGUCCACCGAUUCAUCAUCAUCUAACGGUACACGUUUUUUCAAUGUCUUAGAAAUAUUGAGGAGAGUUAAUACAGCGUCGUUGAUGGGCAAAGAGGCUAACGAUCCACCAUAUCUCUCGGAGUCCACCGAUUCAUCAUCAUCUAACGGUACACGUUUUUUCAAUGUCUUAGAAAUAUUGAGGAGAGUUAAUACAGCGUCGUUGAUGGGCAAAGAGGCUAACGAUCCACCAUAUCUCUCGGAGUCCACCGAUUCAUCAUCAUCUAACGGUACACGUUUUUUCAAUGUCUUAGAAAUAUUGAGGAGAGUUAAUACAGCGUCGUUGAUGGGCAAAGAGGCUAACGAUCCACCAUAUCUCUCGGAGUCCACCGAUUCAUCAUCAUCUAACGGUACACGUUUUUUCAAUGUCUUAGAAAUAUUGAGGAGAGUUAAUACAGCGUCGUUGAUGGGCAAAGAGGCUAACGAUCCACCAUAUCUCUCGGAGUCCACCGAUUCAUCAUCAUCUAACGGUACACGUUUUUUCAAUGUCUUAGAAAUAUUGAGGAGAGUUAAUACAGCGUCGUUGAUGGGCAAAGAGGCUAACGAUCCACCAUAUCUCUCGGAGUCCACCGAUUCAUCAUCAUCUAACGGUACACGUUUUUUCAAUGUCUUAGAAAUAUUGAGGAGAGUUAAUACAGCGUCGUUGAUGGGCAAAGAGGCUAACGAUCCACCAUAUCUCUCGGAGUCCACCGAUUCAUCAUCAUCUAACGGUACACGUUUUUUCAAUGUCUUAGAAAUAUUGAGGAGAGUUAAUACAGCGUCGUUGAUGGGCAAAGAGGCUAACGAUCCACCAUAUCUCUCGGAGUCCACCGAUUCAUCAUCAUCUAACGGUACACGUUUUUUCAAUGUCUUAGAAAUAUUGAGGAGAGUUAAUACAGCGUCGUUGAUGGGCAAAGAGGCUAACGAUCCACCAUAUCUCUCGGAGUCCACCGAUUCAUCAUCAUCUAACGGUACACGUUUUUUCAAUGUCUUAGAAAUAUUGAGGAGAGUUAAUACAGCGUCGUUGAUGGGCAAAGAGGCUAACGAUCCACCAUAUCUCUCGGAGUCCACCGAUUCAUCAUCAUCUAACGGUACACGUUUUUUCAAUGUCUUAGAAAUAUUGAGGAGAGUUAAUACAGCGUCGUUGAUGGGCAAAGAGGCUAACGAUCCACCAUAUCUCUCGGAGUCCACCGAUUCAUCAUCAUCUAACGGUACACGUUUUUUCAAUGUCUUAGAAAUAUUGAGGAGAGUUAAUACAGCGUCGUUGAUGGGCAAAGAGGCUAACGAUCCACCAUAUCUCUCGGAGUCCACCGAUUCAUCAUCAUCUAACGGUACACGUUUUUUCAAUGUCUUAGAAAUAUUGAGGAGAGUUAAUACAGCGUCGUUGAUGGGCAAAGAGGCUAACGAUCCACCAUAUCUCUCGGAGUCCACCGAUUCAUCAUCAUCUAACGGUACACGUUUUUUCAAUGUCUUAGAAAUAUUGAGGAGAGUUAAUACAGCGUCGUUGAUGGGCAAAGAGGCUAACGAUCCACCAUAUCUCUCGGAGUCCACCGAUUCAUCAUCAUCUAACGGUACACGUUUUUUCAAUGUCUUAGAAAUAUUGAGGAGAGUUAAUACAGCGUCGUUGAUGGGCAAAGAGGCUAACGAUCCACCAUAUCUCUCGGAGUCCACCGAUUCAUCAUCAUCUAACGGUACACGUUUUUUCAAUGUCUUAGAAAUAUUGAGGAGAGUUAAUACAGCGUCGUUGAUGGGCAAAGAGGCUAACGAUCCACCAUAUCUCUCGGAGUCCACCGAUUCAUCAUCAUCUAACGGUACACGUUUUUUCAAUGUCUUAGAAAUAUUGAGGAGAGUUAAUACAGCGUCGUUGAUGGGCAAAGAGGCUAACGAUCCACCAUAUCUCUCGGAGUCCACCGAUUCAUCAUCAUCUAACGGUACACGUUUUUUCAAUGUCUUAGAAAUAUUGAGGAGAGUUAAUACAGCGUCGUUGAUGGGCAAAGAGGCUAACGAUCCACCAUAUCUCUCGGAGUCCACCGAUUCAUCAUCAUCUAACGGUACACGUUUUUUCAAUGUCUUAGAAAUAUUGAGGAGAGUUAAUACAGCGUCGUUGAUGGGCAAAGAGGCUAACGAUCCACCAUAUCUCUCGGAGUCCACCGAUUCAUCAUCAUCUAACGGUACACGUUUUUUCAAUGUCUUAGAAAUAUUGAGGAGAGUUAAUACAGCGUCGUUGAUGGGCAAAGAGGCUAACGAUCCACCAUAUCUCUCGGAGUCCACCGAUUCAUCAUCAUCUAACGGUACACGUUUUUUCAAUGUCUUAGAAAUAUUGAGGAGAGUUAAUACAGCGUCGUUGAUGGGCAAAGAGGCUAACGAUCCACCAUAUCUCUCGGAGUCCACCGAUUCAUCAUCAUCUAACGGUACACGUUUUUUCAAUGUCUUAGAAAUAUUGAGGAGAGUUAAUACAGCGUCGUUGAUGGGCAAAGAGGCUAACGAUCCACCAUAUCUCUCGGAGUCCACCGAUUCAUCAUCAUCUAACGGUACACGUUUUUUCAAUGUCUUAGAAAUAUUGAGGAGAGUUAAUACAGCGUCGUUGAUGGGCAAAGAGGCUAACGAUCCACCAUAUCUCUCGGAGUCCACCGAUUCAUCAUCAUCUAACGGUACACGUUUUUUCAAUGUCUUAGAAAUAUUGAGGAGAGUUAAUACAGCGUCGUUGAUGGGCAAAGAGGCUAACGAUCCACCAUAUCUCUCGGAGUCCACCGAUUCAUCAUCAUCUAACGGUACACGUUUUUUCAAUGUCUUAGAAAUAUUGAGGAGAGUUAAUACAGCGUCGUUGAUGGGCAAAGAGGCUAACGAUCCACCAUAUCUCUCGGAGUCCACCGAUUCAUCAUCAUCUAACGAAUUGGAAAGCAAAGGUCAUCGCCAUUAUAGAAGCCAAAGAUCUCUCCACACUUGGAUUGGAUGAGCUUAUGGGUUCCUUUAUAACUCAUGAGAUCACCAUGAAAGGACAUGAGGAUGUUAAAAACAAAAAGAAAAGUGGAAUUGCA